AUUUAGUAGAGUUUACAGAUGAAGAAGGGUAUGGAAAAUACCUGGAUUUGCAUGAAGURUAUGACAUGUUCUUAAAUCUUAAAGGAAUUGAGCGCAUCGAUUACUUGACAUACUUAGACAAUUUUGAUCGCCUGUUUGAUAUCCCAAAAGAGAAGAAAAAUACAGAUUACAAAAGGUAUAUUCAAGCUAUGUUUGAUUACCUUUAUGGCUAUUUCCAAAGGGUUGAGCCUCUGUAUGAUGUAGACAAGGAGCUUUCCAGCUUAGAGGAUGAGUUUGAAUUACAGUGGAUACAAGGGAAGUUCCCUGGAUGGCAAAAAGAUGCAAGCAGUGCUUUGGCACAUUCAGGAGCUCAUCUGGAUUUAUCAGCAUUUUCAUCCCCUGAGGAGCUUGCAUCUCUUGGACUGGACAGAUUGAAACGAGCUUUACAGGCUCUGGGGCUAAAGUGUGGAGGGACUCUGGAAGAGAGAGCACAGAGGUUGUUUUCAACCAAAGGUGUCCCAUUGGAGAAGCUUGAUCCAUCUCUCUUCGCCAAGUCAAGAGCAGGAAAAGGGAGGGAGAGUGCAGAGAAGCAAAAGGAAAUUGCAGGUAUUGAAGCACAGGUUUACCAUCUGAGUGAACUACUUGGGGAGCAAAGACAGGCUACCCGAGAGAAUGUUGAGAGAAAGCAAGCCAGGACGUCAGAUGAGCUGGAGGAAGAAGAUGAACAUGAGGAGGGAGAGGAGGCAGAAUCAGACGAUGAAGAAACAGUUUUGUACAACCCAAAGAACCUUCCCUUGGGAUGGGAUGGAAAACCUAUUCCUUAUUGGUUAUACAAGCUCCAUGGUCUGAACAUUAGUUAUAGCUGUGAAAUCUGUGGUAACUAUACCUACAGAGGACCCAAGGCCUUCCAAAGACACUUUGCUGAGUGGCGCCAUGCACAUGGAAUGAGAUGCCUUGGAAUACCCAACACGGCUCACUUUGCUAACGUCACUCUAAUCGAGGAUGCUGUAGCUCUCUGGCAGAAGCUCAAGUCUUCCAAGUCCAAGGAGAGGUGGUUAGCUGAACAAGAUGAGGAAUGCGAAGACUCUAAGGGAAACGUCGUAAACAAGAAAACAUUCGAAGAUCUCAGUCGACAAGGUUUACUGUAAACCACUCACCAACCCAUGCUCAACCGAACAAAACUAUACAAGAAACUAAAACACUUCUUGUCGAAAUAUUCCUCACCAAGUCUAGAAGCCAUUUAUUGUAUUUAUAUCUUKACCGACUGGCAUUAGUACUCAGUACGUAUAUCUGUUCACACGAAGGACUUGAGAGGAUGGGGAGAGGGAGGAGUAUGGAGGUUUUUAGACUCUUCCACAGUCUCUCGCUCGUCCGUUCCGUCUCCACGCUUAGAGACUGUAACGGUACAAUGACCGAAAGGACUCAUGUGUCCCGAAAACUUGGACCCAGCGUGCUU
Messenger RNA from Actinia tenebrosa (Australian red waratah sea anemone), 1435 nucleotides. RefSeq names its product splicing factor 3A subunit 3. The record is from RefSeq and is a predicted model, not a curated record. Gene Ontology annotation, molecular function: zinc ion binding; RNA binding. Gene Ontology annotation, cellular component: nucleus; spliceosomal complex. Gene Ontology annotation, biological process: mRNA splicing, via spliceosome. NCBI's taxonomy places the organism in Eukaryota, Metazoa, Cnidaria, Anthozoa, Actiniaria, Actiniidae.